AUGGCGGAGCUAUUCGCAGGCAAGCCGUCAUCCUCGAUGUACCACUUGUCCGGGUCGGCAUCUUCUUUCUCCAAGUCUGAGCUCAAUGAUAUUUGGAUCCUGGAUUGUGGAUCCAGCCGACACUUGGUCGGAGACGAGGCGUGGUCCGAUGCGAUUGAGUGCUGCAACGAUGCAUGUGUGCAAUUCAAUGUAAGGCCGUUGAACGUGACCAAGGAUGGGUCACUGACACUGCGUGUGACGGUGAGCGGGAAGGAGAAGCCCAUGAAGCUGACGGACGUGUAUUUCGCACCCGGAGGGACAAAGGGCAUGGUUGCGAAGCAGCUCGAGCUUUUCCUGGCCUACUUUAAGAAGAAUUUUAACUGCAAGAACCACGUGCUGCGCACUGACUCAGGUGGUGAUCCAGGCUGCGGCAUCGCUGUGGUUGUGAGAUUAGUGUCGUCAGGUCCUGAGGAGGAAACGGCAACAAGAAACCAGUGCGGCUACUUCUGA
Messenger RNA from Phytophthora infestans T30-4, 489 nucleotides. RefSeq lists its product as uncharacterized. The record is from RefSeq and is a predicted model, not a curated record. Bases 1 to 489 code for a protein of 162 amino acids. The transcript has 4 exons. NCBI's taxonomy places the organism in Eukaryota, Oomycota, Peronosporomycetes, Peronosporales, Peronosporaceae.